This is a messenger RNA of Pseudogymnoascus destructans, 2031 nucleotides long. RefSeq lists its product as uncharacterized. The record is from RefSeq and is a predicted model, not a curated record. The coding region runs from base 1 to 2031 and encodes 676 amino acids. The transcript has a single exon. Gene Ontology annotation, cellular component: cytoplasm; autophagosome. Lineage: Eukaryota; Fungi; Ascomycota; Leotiomycetes; Thelebolales; Thelebolaceae. Gene Ontology annotation, molecular function: protein serine/threonine kinase activity; ATP binding. Gene Ontology annotation, biological process: autophagy; protein autophosphorylation; peptidyl-serine phosphorylation.
AUGGAUUGCUUAAGAGAUAACUUCUACGAUGGCUUGGUUCUCGACGGCCGGUUCCAGACCGUCUCGCCUUUGAACCAUGGCUCUUUUGGCAUGGUUUUCCUGGCGAACGACAUGCUCACUGGCGAGAAUGUUGCCAUCAAGUGCCUCACCAAGAAGUCUGCCGCCAAAGACGUUCAGUCCAGCUUUGCCAUCGAUGAGAAGUCCGAGGAACUGGCUUGCCACAACAUUCUCGGCGAUCACAAGAACACUGUCAAUCUCAUUCAUUCUUUCGAGACGGACAACCACGUCUACCUCGUCCUAGAGUUUUGCUCCAAUGGCGAUUUGUACGAAGCUAUUCGCACUGGUUGCGGCCCACUAGAAACUGAGCACGUUCGGGAUUUCAUGAUCCAGUUAAUCGAUGCGGUUGAAUACAUCCAUUCCAAGGGGAUGUACCACCGUGACAUCAAGCCCGAGAACAUCUUUCUCAUGAAAGAUGGCAGCAUGAAGCUUGGCGACUUUGGGCUGGCAACCAAGGACACUUGGUCAUACGAGACUACUGUUGGUAGUGACCGCUACAUGGCCCCAGAACAAUAUGACUCAGCUGGCGCUGGAUAUUCGCCAGCUCAGGCCGAUAUCUGGGCCAUCGGCAUCAUUUUGCUUAACAUUUUGUUUUCUCGCAACCCCUUUACGACACCAACUGAAGCCGACCCACUUUUCCUCGACUUCUCACGGGACAACCAAGCACUCUUCGAUGUCUUCGCGGACAUGUCCCAGGACACUUUCGAAGUCAUUCUUAACUGCAUGAGCUUGGACCCCAAGAAGCGUUCCCUCCAAGGCGCUCGUGAUGCCAUCGACCGUGUCGUCAGCUUCACCGUCUCGGACGAGCUCGAGGAUGACUACCACACCAUCUCUCGCAAGCCCAUUGCCAGUGCCAACCGCGAGCCUCUCCGCACACCAACCAUCAAGACGCCCCAGAUCGAACCCUCCAGCGCCUUCCCAUGGGCGAAGGCCUUGCAUGCCAGCCCACCUGAGCCAAUCCGCCAACUGUCCAUCCCGGACACGGAGAGCUACACCGAGGACCUGUUCCCCAAGUCCGAGGAAAGCACCAAGGAUUGGUUUUCAAUCGGCGCCCAGACUUCUUCGAUGGCAUCUGCUAUGAACUCGUCGCUUGGAGGCUCUGUUUUCUCAUUGGCUAACAGCCGUCCCAUGAUGAAGAGGUUCUCUUACUUGGCACCCAUCUCUGGCUCUCUGCCAAUCAACGUUACGAAGCAAAAGGCUAUGCCUUCUGUCUUCGGCAAGAAGGAGAUGGUUUCCAAGAGCUGGAGCGACAUGUACGAUGAGGAGUUUGAAGAGGAAGAGCAGGAUCAUCAAUUCAGCAGACAGGCCCAGAACGCUCGCACCUUCAGCCACGACGAGAUCAAGCUCGAAGAGGAUGAGACUGCUGCACAGUUCAGCGAUGACGAGGAGGAGCUUGUACUUUCAACCAAGAGCUCUUCAGAUGUAAAUACCAAACCAACUGUCAACGAAGUCGAGUCCGACCAAGAGAAUAUCAGCGAUAUCGAUGGCGACAAUGUCAACGAUGGAUUCUUCUUCCAGAAUUCAUCAGCCAAGAAUUCAGCGGAGCUGUACUCUCCACCAUGCAAGCGCAAGUCGAACCCCCUGGACAAAUGGGCCGCACUUGGUGCUCGUCGCCGAGCAUACACUGGACACAGCGCGGAGAAGGGCCCGGAGAUUUGGCGCGGUAAGCGAUCUGUAGGAAUGGCAUCAUCAGCAACAACUGCGAGCUCCGGAUUCGGAGCUCUAGGCGUUUUGGAUUACAAGCCGGCGGCGACCGGCAAUGCGCACAAGGCAAAGGAUGCAUCCUGGCUACGCAAGGAUACUCAUCACACACCAAUCUUUUCGCGAACGACGGCAGUAUAUCAUAACCGCACACCUGCUGGGGAGCAAGAGAAUGUAGAUCAUACUGCCAGGGAGGUUUAUUGCAAGGAUAACCUCGGAGACCUCGAGUGGGUUGGGGGCUGGGGCGACAGUGUCGCCGGCCUCCAAUUGUAG